AUGCGACCGAUUGAUUUUCUUGCUAUUGCCAUUGGUGGCACUUCCUUUAGCCAGCACUGGGCUGCCCCAGGCCACUACAUUGUCGGACCCAAAAUCGUGGUACGACCGGGGGAGGUAAUCAUUGUUGGCCUCGUGCUGAUGCUUUGGGUAGGUGCCAUUGUUUUGUUCUUUAAUCGUUGGGGCAAAAUACGCAUGCUGGAACCAUAUCAGCCGAAAUUUCAGCAACAGCAUCGGUCUUCCUGUCCACUGGUCGAUAUCGACACAAUACCAACGCAUGGGCGCGCCUCUGUAUCUCGUAUGUCAAUGGGAUUAGUGAAUAACAUCAACAUGCCGACAUGUCAUUUCGCUGCGUAUAAUCCGACGAUAUACGCAAAAGGCUAUGCGACGCAUGCGCGUCCACGCCAAAACUCGGUAUUCGUCGGCCCGAGCCCCAAUCAGUUCAUGAUGCCACGACCGCCGCGUAAAACGCGCUCCGCCAUGGAUUUGCAUUCGAUGGUGCUCGAUGAGGCGGCGGAGGUGUAAAUAACAGAAAAAAAUAUGCGCGUAUUGGAGAUGAUAGCGAAAGCUUUGUAAAAUAUAUCGAGCGUCAAAGGGAGUUGAGUAAGAGCAAAAUCCAUUCGAAAUGCACUGUCACUUUACGGCGAUUCUAAAGUUUCUUACAUUUAAGAGUUGAAAAUGAAAAAAAAAGAAAAUUUUUGUUUUGCUCACUAUCUCUCCUUAAGCUGUAAGCGUUUUAAGCAAGCAAACUUAUACUUAGCUACUGGAAAUUGUUUCCUCUUGCACUGGUUACUUUCUACAAGUCACUACUACUAUUUGCA
Anastrepha obliqua is the source of this 818-nucleotide messenger RNA. RefSeq lists its product as uncharacterized. The transcript is spliced from 4 exons. The record is from RefSeq and is a predicted model, not a curated record. Bases 1 to 522 code for a protein of 173 amino acids. Lineage: Eukaryota; Metazoa; Arthropoda; Insecta; Diptera; Tephritidae.